ACAGCGUUUAAUCGCCCGCGACCUUCCUCUUUCGCCUACAAAGGUUGGCAUGCCAAGCACGAUGCUUGUCGGUCGUAAUUCCGAUCUCGUGUCCCAGUCAUGCACUCUCGACAACCAGUUGACGGUGCCCUGGCCAGGAAAUUCUACAUAGUACCCAUAUAAUAAAAUGCAAUGAAUGCCCCCAUGGUAUGCAUAGCUUUUUUAGUAUGAUGCACGUCAAGGCACCAUCACAGCAGAACCACCCCCGCCCAUUGCGCGACGAGAGACAUCACCUCUUGUUGAGAAGGACAAUUCUGCCAAGAUGCAUCUCGUGCGCGGCCUCGUCCUCCUGGCCCUCGCCGGCGCCUCUGCGGCCCUGCGGCCACGCGCGGAACCCGUCGAGGAAUCCAGCCCGGGCGGCAGCAAGACCUUCAUCGUGGAACUGACAAAGGGCUGCGACGUCGAGAACGCCCGGCAGGAGCUCCAGCGGCAGGCGCCCGGCAGCAAGGUGCGCAAGACGUUCGAGUCGGACGUCUUCACGGGCCUCAGCGUCGAGACGACCGACCACAACGUCGAGUCCAUCGUGCGCGGCCUCGGCGACGCCGUCCGCGCCUGGCCCAUGCGCAUGCUCCCGAACCCGGCCCCCAUCGUCGGCAGGUCCUUCACGGCCGAGGAGGGCCCCGCCGCCGCCGCCAACUACUCGCUGCACAAGUACACGGGCGUCGAGCAUCUGCACCGCGUCGGCCUGUCGGGCAAGGGCGUCACCGUCGCCAUUGUCGACACGGGAAUCGACUACUCACACCCUGCGCUCGGCGGGUGCUUCGGCCAGGGCUGCAAGGUCGCGGGCGGGUACGACCUGGCAGGCGACGGGAAUUAUCCCGUGGGGCCUCGGCAGCCAGAUGAAGACCCGCGCGACCGCAAAGGACACGGCACCCACGUCGCUGGCAUCCUGGCCGGAAAGACGGACAGUUUUGUCGGCGUCGCCCCCGGAGCCACCCUGCUUGCCUACAAGGUGUUUGGCAGCGGCGAUGGCGCCUUUGAGGACAUCCUCAUCGACGCGUUCCUGAUGGCCUACAAGGACGGAGCCGAUGUAAUUACGGCCAGCAUCGGUGGCGUCGGUGGGUGGUCGGACAACGCCUGGGCCGAGGUCGCAUCGCGUCUGGUGGAUGCCGGCGUCGUCGUCACCAUUUCGGCGUCCAAUGCAGGCCAGACGGGGCCCUUUUUUGCAUCCACGGGGGCUUCGGGCAAAAACGUCAUCUCCAUCGCCUCGGCCGAGGGCGGUGAUCUCGCUGCGGAGCCCUUUGUGGUCACCAUUGGCGGCACCAACGAGUCGACCUUCGGCUACGUCCCCAGCAACGCGGCGUGGAAUAUCACCACCAUGCCCGUCGUGCCGACCUCGCUCAACACAUCAGUGACGGACGACGCAUGCUCGCCGCUCCCCGCCGACUUUCCCUCACUCGACGGCGCCGUGGCCCUGAUCCGCCGCGGCGGCUGCGACUACGCGGUCAAGCAGCGCAACGCCGAGGCGGCCGGAGCCCGCUUCGUGCUGGUCUACAACACCCCGACCUCCCUCUGGGCGGCCCCCUUCUCCUCCAACACCAACUCCAGCCUCGCGCUGGUGGACGUGCCCGGCGGCGAGGCGAUGGUGCGCGCAUGCGCCGCCAACCAGACGGUGACGGUCGACUUUUCCCGCAAGCCCUCGCACAAGGUGGGCGUCUUCAACGCGGCGGGCGGCCUGCCCAACGCCUUCACCUCGUGGGGCCCGCUCUUCGACAUGCAGGCCAAGCCCGACGUGGCAGCACCCGGCGGCAACAUCUUCAGCACCUCCCUCGACGGCGGCUGGGAGGUGUUGAGCGGCACUUCCAUGGCUACGCCGUACGUGGCCGGCGUCGCGGCGCUGUACAUUGAACGCCACGGCGGCAGGACAUUGCACGGCGCAGCGCUGGGCCGCGCCGUCCACCGCCGCAUCGUGUCGAGCGGCGCCGCCCUGCCCUGGUCCACCACCGACCCGCUGCGGACGGGCGUGCCGAACAACGACUUUGGCUUCUUUGCACCGCCGGCUCAGGUCGGCAGCGGCAUGGUCAACGCGACCAAGGUGGUCGAGUACGGCACCACGAUCGACUUUGAGCCGUUUGCGCUCAACGACACGGCCAACUUCCAAGGCCGGCACGAGAUUUCCCUCACCAACGGGGGCGACGCGGCCGUCACGUACCGAUUCUCGCUGCAGCCGGCGGGCGCCGUCGAGAUGCUCCAGCCGUUCAACCAGUUUGGAUUCCGGUCGCGGCGGAUCAAGGACCUGGAGAGCAUCGCGACGCCCGUCCACAUCGUGCCCGAAGUGGCCAUGCCGGACCCCGUCGUGGUCGCCCCGGGAGAGACCAAAAAGGUCGUUUUCGACUUUUCCCGGCCCACGGUCGGCGUGAACGAGACUGCGAUGCCCCUGUACGGAGGCAAGGUGCUGGUCACGGGUGACAACGCCGAGGCCCUGUCGGUGCCGUAUGUGGGUGUGGCCUUUAGCCUGGCCGAGCAGAUCAACCCUGCCUGGAAGAGCAUUGAGUUUGGACAAUGGGGCACGCCGCCGACAAAGACUUGGACCUUUGACCUCAACACCACAGUCCGCGGUUACCCCGUAAUGUUUGCCUCGUUCGAGUUCGGCAUCUCCGAGCUGCGAUGGGACAUAUUCGAGGCCAACUGGACCGAAGACCGGUGGAGCUACCCGCCGGUUGAGGGCGAAAAUGGCUUCGUCGGAUCGGCGACGUCAUAUUCUCAACCGGGGAGGCUCAGUCCUUUUAUCUACUUUGACUCGGCCACCAUGCAAGCCAACGAUACCUUUUCUUUUCCCCUCGUCGACCUGGUGCGCUCAUACCCAUUCAUCACGGACUCUUACCAGUUCUGGUGGUUGGGUGCCAUGGCAGACGGCUCACAGAUCAAUUCGGGACAGUAUACGAUGCGCUUUGCUGCUUUACGUCCUCUGAUGAACCCGGCCAAAUCGGAGAGCUGGGCGGUGUGGCCGGUGCCUCAGAUUUCAGUCAACAGGGCACUGAGUAAUGCUACCACGCAAGCCCCAAGUGGAAACAGUACAUGAAAAUGAUCUUGUCUCUUUUGCAUUUACCAAUGCGGUGAUCAACAAUUGAAAGCAUUGAAAUGAAGUCAAGGACGUUUCUUGAAUAUUCGAGUCUUUGUAAACAGGGAAAAAGACAGAAUCCACAGCAGAAAUAGAUGCCGUAAAGAAAUUCCUUGCCACUUCGCUGGCACCUAAUCUCAGUGCUCAGCCUAGACCCCGGCUGCGCAGGGG
This is a messenger RNA of Pyricularia oryzae 70-15, 3271 nucleotides long. Its product is annotated as minor extracellular protease vpr. The transcript has 3 exons. Lineage: Eukaryota; Fungi; Ascomycota; Sordariomycetes; Magnaporthales; Pyriculariaceae. Gene Ontology annotation, molecular function: serine-type endopeptidase activity; tripeptidyl-peptidase activity. Gene Ontology annotation, cellular component: cytosol. Bases 302 to 3061 code for a protein of 919 amino acids. Gene Ontology annotation, biological process: proteolysis. The record is from RefSeq and is a predicted model, not a curated record.